Molecule: messenger RNA, 1059 nt
Organism: Budorcas taxicolor (takin)
Lineage: Eukaryota; Metazoa; Chordata; Mammalia; Artiodactyla; Bovidae
Gene: CDKL1
Product: cyclin dependent kinase like 1
Exons: 9
Coding region: 1-1059 (352 amino acids)
Biological process (GO): protein phosphorylation
Cellular component (GO): nucleus
Molecular function (GO): ATP binding; cyclin-dependent protein serine/threonine kinase activity
Source: RefSeq, a predicted model, not a curated record
AUGGAGAAGUAUGAAAAAAUUGGGAAAAUUGGUGAAGGAUCCUAUGGAGUUGUUUUCAAAUGCCGAAACAGGGACACAGGUCAGAUUGUGGCCAUCAAGAGGUUUCUGGAAUCAGAAGAUGACCCUGUCAUAAAGAAAAUCGCCCUUCGAGAAAUCCGCAUGCUCAAGCAACUCAAGCAUCCCAACCUCGUCAACCUCAUCGAAGUCUUCAGGAGGAAGCGGAGGCUUCACCUGGUGUUUGAAUACUGUGACCAUACGGUGCUCCAUGAGCUGGACAGACACCAAAGAGGGGUACCAGAACAUCUCGUGAAGAGCAUAACUUGGCAGACACUGCAAGCUGUAAAUUUUUGCCAUAAACACAGUUGCAUACACAGGGAUGUGAAGCCGGAAAACAUCCUCGUCACGAAACAGUCUGUGAUUAAGCUUUGCGACUUUGGAUUCGCUCGACUUUUGACUGGACCGAGUGACUACUACACAGACUACGUGGCUACCAGGUGGUACCGCUCCCCAGAGCUGCUGGUGGGGGACACGCAGUACGGACCCCCAGUAGAUGUUUGGGCGAUUGGCUGUGUCUUUGCUGAGCUGCUGUCAGGGGUUCCUCUAUGGCCAGGAAAAUCAGAUGUGGAUCAGCUCUAUCUGAUUAGGAAAACCUUGGGAGACCUCAUUCCUAGGCACCAACAUGUAUUUAGCACAAAUCAGUACUUCAGUGGGGUAAAAAUUCCAGACCCUGAAGAUAUGGAACCACUUGAAUUAAAAUUUCCAAAUAUCUCUUAUCCUGCCCUGGGCCUCUUAAAGGGCUGUCUCCACAUGAAUCCUGCCGAGAGACUGACGUGUGAGCAGCUGUUGCAGCAUUCGUAUUUUGACAGCAUCAGAGAAAUAGGGGAUUCGGCAAAAGAGCAUGAGAAACCAACAAGGAAGACCCUACGACGGAGCCGAAAGCACUUGCCGGGGUUGCAGUGCCUACCUCAGCUGACCAGCAGCAGCAUCCUUCCAGCUCUGGAUAACAAGAAAUAUUGCUAUAACACCAAGAAACUUAACUACCAUUUUCCAAACAUUUAA